GUGCAGCGUGUUUAGGCAGUUGUCGCAUUGUGGGUGAUCAGUCAGAGUUUGUUUUUUUUUGUUCAUUUUUUUCUCCAGUCACACUUCACUGUCAGUUAGGCAGUCAGUCAGUCAGUCAGUUGGUUACAGGCGGUUGAUCGAACGGGACGUAGAUUUGAAACAUAAAAGUGAUUUCCAUUUCCAAAUAAUUAUUGGUUCUGGAAUUGAAUAGGAGUUGUUGCAAUGGCUUCAUCAGUCUGUGCCCAGUGAAGUUGAUUAGAACUAGAAACGGAACAGUAGGGGGAUGUCGGUUGUUGUUGUGGUGUUUAUGUUCAGUGCCUACCAUUGACGGACAGCAUCAGCAGCCUAAGUGAGUGACUAAUCGCCUAGAAUUUGGUCCGCGGAUGCCGUUGAACUCAAGGUCGUAGUCGAACUUUGAAAAAGUUACACGUGUCUCGCGCCACUGGAUCUUUGCGUUGGUUCGGUUUCAUCUCAUCACACGACGAUUGCUUUUUUUAUAUCGAUUUUGCUAGGCACACCCGGACAGUUUACCAGUUCACUGAUCGGAAUCAAACACGGCUUGAACCUGUACCUGUAGAAUGGCUCCUCAUAUUGUGGAACAGGAGGACCCUGUUGGUAGCAACUGUCAAAAUGGAUCCACAGUUCGACAGCGAGUGGACGGUGCAAAUCUAGUCAGCAGUGAAAAUAACAAUAAUUACCCAUUUGCGAACCCAUCCAAGUCAACGGUGCAGCCUGCCGAAGACGAGUUUCGACCGCAGAUCCGAUGGCCGGAUUUUUUCGCGCAGUUGUUUCUGCACGUUGGUUUCCUGAUAGGCCUAUGGCAGGUGGUGACUCUGCAGGCCAAAUUCUACACCGUAGUGUGGACUAUCCUACUCGUAUGGGGAUCGGGUUUCGGAAUCACAGCCGGUGCUCACCGAUUGUGGUCUCAUAAAUCGUACAAAGCAAAGUGGCCGCUGCGGGUACUGCUGAUGUUUCUAUUCACCAUUUGUGGUCAGCGUGAUGCCUACACGUGGGCGCAUGAUCACCGAGUUCACCACAAAUACUCCGAGACGGAUGCCGAUCCACACAAUGCAAAGCGUGGUUUUUUCUUCGCUCACGUCGGCUGGGUCUUUCUGACACCGCAUCCGGAUGUGGUGGCCAAGCGGAAGGCCAUCGACAUGAGUGAUCUGGAGGCCGAUCCGAUCGUGAUGUGGCAGAAGAAAUACUACCUACCGUUGUUCGCCCUGUUAGUCAUCGGAUUCCCGGUUCUGGUACCGUACUACAUUUGGGCGGAGAGUCUGUGGGUUGCCUUCUGGGUAUGCUUCACGAUGCGCUUCACCACCACCCUCAACAUUGCCUUUUUCGUAAAUAGUGUGGCUCACAUGUUCGGCAAUCGACCGUACGAUAAAACCAUCAGCUCAGUGGAGAACCUCUCGGUUGCAAUCGCUGCCAUGGGCGAGGGCUGGCACAACUAUCAUCACGUGUUUCCAUGGGAUUACAAAACCGGAGAAUUGAAGGGUUACAUGUUCAAUGUGACCACCGGAUUCAUCGAUGCUUUCGCUCGGCUGGGCUGGGCGUACGAACGAAAAUCCGUUUCUCCGACAAUCAUCGAACGGCGUGCGGCCAAGUAUGGCGACGGGACACGUUUCCUGACUGAUGAAUACGCACACAAAGAUGCCGUUUGGGGCUUCGGCGAUCAGGACAUUCAACAGGAGGAUUUGGAAGACAUUCUACGACUACAGGAAUGAUAAAGUCCACGAUGGACCAGUGUUCGAGCGGUUUCAGCUUUAGUCACCCAAGAUGCAUUAUUUACUCGUAUUUUAACGAAAGUAUGUAGAUUGUAAGGCUAUGAUUAGACAAGACACAUGAAUGUAACAGCAAAGGGGUCCGGAAACUCCUCAACUCAGUGAAUUUUAAGGUUACUAGACGCUAUGGGAUCAAUCCCGAACAAUGCAGUGUUUUUUAUUGUCAGGGAAAUUCAUUGAAUG
Molecule: messenger RNA, 1967 nt
Organism: Malaya genurostris
Lineage: Eukaryota; Metazoa; Arthropoda; Insecta; Diptera; Culicidae
Product: acyl-CoA Delta-9 desaturase-like
Exons: 7
Coding region: 579-1727 (382 amino acids)
Biological process (GO): unsaturated fatty acid biosynthetic process
Cellular component (GO): endoplasmic reticulum membrane
Molecular function (GO): iron ion binding; stearoyl-CoA 9-desaturase activity
Source: RefSeq, a predicted model, not a curated record